AUGAACAACCAUCAAGCGGCUCAGAAUAAACAAGCGGUAAUUUUUAAUCCGGUCGUUGACUACGAACUAGUGCUGUCGCUAUUUCUGGAAGAAUUUAACGGGCGUUGGAGCAAUGUGCAACCCUCACCGGAGACCGGACUCGAGGGCUAUGAAGAAAUAACCAUACUCGGCUCGGGCUCAUUCGGCCAGGUGGCAUUGUGCAAGGAUAAGUCGACGGGCGAUUACUAUGCAGCGAAACUUAUGCUGAAAGAGAAGAUCGUGAAGAUGAAGCAGGUGACACAUGUGCAUAAUGAGAAACGGGUGCUGGCCUGCAUCAAAUUUCCCUUCCUCAUUUGGCUAGAGUUCUCACGCAAGGACUACGAUCUGCUCUACUUGGGACUGCCAUUCGUCAAUGGCGGCGAAUUGUUCACAUAUCAUCGCAAAAUGCGCAAGUUCAAUGAGAAGCACGCCCGCUUCUACGCUGCUCAAGUGUUUCUCGCUUUGGAGUAUUUGCAUUUCCUGCACCUCAUCUACCGUGACCUGAAGCCCGAGAACGUAAUGAUCGAUAAGAAUGGUUACAUCAAAAUAACGGACUUUGGAUUUGUUAAGAAAGUCGAGACCCGCACUAUGACGCUGUGCGGCACGCCCGAGUACCUUGCGCCCGAGGUCAUUCAGUCGCGACCGUAUGGCUCGUGCGUGGACUGGUGGUCCUUUGGUGUGUUCAUUUACGAAAUGGUCAAUGGUUCGUCACCCUUCUCACCCUUUAAUCGCGACAUAAUGGUUAUGUAUGGCAAGAUUUGUGAAGGCGAGUACAAAAUGCCGCAGGGCUUCAGCUCCGAACUGAAAGACUUGGUUGAAAAUUUGCUGCAAGUCGAAUUGUCGAAGAGAUUUGGCAGCUUAAUCAAUGGCAAUAAAGACAUUAAGAACCACGAUUGGUUCAAGUCCAUCGAUUGGUUUGCGAUACUCAACCAGGAAAUGCCGGCUCCCUACGUGCCACAGAUUGGUCAUGCCGAAGACUUGUCCAAUUUUGAUAAGUAUCCGGAGUUUAAGCGUGGACCGAAGUCGAAAACUUGUCGUUAUUGCGAGGCUUUUGCUGAAUUUUAA
This is a messenger RNA of Bactrocera tryoni, 1083 nucleotides long. RefSeq names its product cAMP-dependent protein kinase catalytic subunit 2. Gene Ontology annotation, cellular component: nucleus; cAMP-dependent protein kinase complex. NCBI's taxonomy places the organism in Eukaryota, Metazoa, Arthropoda, Insecta, Diptera, Tephritidae. Gene Ontology annotation, molecular function: ATP binding; cAMP-dependent protein kinase activity. The record is from RefSeq and is a predicted model, not a curated record. The transcript has 5 exons. Gene Ontology annotation, biological process: peptidyl-serine phosphorylation. Bases 1 to 1083 code for a protein of 360 amino acids.